Molecule: messenger RNA, 2534 nt
Organism: Rhipicephalus microplus (southern cattle tick)
Lineage: Eukaryota; Metazoa; Arthropoda; Arachnida; Ixodida; Ixodidae
Gene: snu
Product: ABC-type transporter snustorr
Cellular component (GO): membrane
Molecular function (GO): ATP binding; ATP hydrolysis activity; ABC-type transporter activity
Source: RefSeq, a predicted model, not a curated record
GACCGCACCGGCCGCCUACGCUUCCACAGUAGUCCCACUUGGAUGGUCGUCCGGCGAGGACCGCCCCCGCCCCUAGUCUGAGCUUGUCGCACCCUGGCCUGACGACCGUCGCACGCCACCGCUUCUAGGCGAGCACAAAGAUGGCCAGCUGGACUAACGUCGUGGGUGAUCCAGUGCAGUUCCCGACGCCCCCCGGAGCGGCCAACGGCAAGCUCGGUGCUGCCAUGCCGGUGCUGGCGUCCAACGGCAAGCCGGCGUUCGGCAACGCCACGUCUUCCCCGUCCAGGCUGGUCGUCGACGUCCGAGGACUGCGCGUCUCCUACGGCCGCGGCAAGAGCGCAGUCCAGACGCUCAUGGGCAUCGACCUCAGCCUGCCCGAGGGCAAGAUAUACGGACUGCUUGGACCGAGUGGCUGCGGCAAGACCACUCUCCUACGAUGCAUUGUAGGUCGGUUAAAACCCCGGCAAGGCAGCGUUCACGUGUUCGGCCACAAGCCGGGCCAGCCGGGCAGCUACAUACCUGGGCCCGGCGUGGGCUACAUGCCACAGGAGCUGACUCUCUACCCGGAGUUCUCCAUAAUCGAGACGCUCACAUACUUCGGCCGGCUGUUCAGGAUAAGAAGGGACGUGCUCAAAGAGCGCACCGCUUUUCUCGUGCGCUUCCUCGGACUGCCCGAAAAGACCCGGCUGGUGAAGAACCUUAGCGGCGGACAGAAGCGACGAGUCAGCCUUGCGGCCGCCCUGAUUCACCGGCCACCGCUGCUCAUACUGGACGAGCCGACGGUGGGCGUGGACCCCCUGCUGAGGCAGAGCAUAUGGCACUACCUGGUCACCCUGACGCACCGCGAGUCCAUCAGUGUCAUCAUCACGACUCACUACAUCGAGGAGGCCCGGCUGGCGAACCUCGUGGGUCUCAUGCGUCAGGGUCGAAUCCUUGCACAGGCGGUGCCCGACGACCUGAUGAAGCAGCACGGCAUGCUGACGCUCGAGGACGUCUUCCUCAAGCUGUGCAUGGCCGACAACAACAAUCACCACAACCACAACGGCGGACACGCCAUCCAGCAGCAGCAGGCCGAGAACGGUGACGUCCCGGCCCCGCCUUCAGUUGAGACUGCCAAUGGCAAGACGCUGGCGAACAUCGCUGCGAGCAAAGAGACCCUGACCUCCAACUCAAUGACCCACCUGGUGCAACGCAACAGUGCCAGCGUGGAACAGCUGCCCGCGAUGACGGCGCAGGAGUUAAGCGACAAGCACGCUGUGCGAAAGAAGGAGCCCUUCCUGGAUGCCUGGUUCCGGACGUGGGCGCUCGUGGCAAAGUCCCUGACCAGGCUGCACAGGAACUUGCCAGUUCUUCUGUUCACCUUCCUGGUUCCGUCCGUGCAAGUGGUUCUGUUCUGCCUGUGCAUCGGGUCCGACCCGUUCGAGCUGCAGGUGGCCGUGGUCAACCAGGAGCCGCACCCGCUACUCUCGGUCGCCUUCUUGCAGCGGAUAGACAACACCACACUCAGUCAGAUUCAUUACCGCGACCUGGACUCGGCGCUGAACGCGGUUCGCGCCGGAAGUGCGUGGGGUGCCAUCGCCAUUGGGGCCAACUUCUCGGCGGCGCUGCACUACCGCUUCUUCCUCGGGGUGAACGCCGACAACCGCACCAUCGAGGACAGCAGCAUCAACAUCUACCUGGACAUGACCAAUCAACAAAUCGGGUACACGCUGCAGAAGGCAAUCUUAGAGGCGUUCAGCUCUUUCUCGGCUGACAUCCUGAAAAAGAUGAACAAGAAUCCCGCCCUCGCCCAACUACCAGUAGUGAUCAAAGCCCCCAUCUACGGCGUGGACAAGCCUAGCUUCACAGAAUUCAUGGCCCCUGGAAUCAUCAUCAGCAUCACUUACAUCAUGGCCGUGGGCCUCACUGCCAUCUCCAUCGUUUCCGAGCAGAAGGAGGGCCUUCUCGAGAGGAGCUGGGUGGCCGGCGUGCGUCCGUUCGAGGUGAUCCUGGCGCACGUGAUCUGCCAGUUCCUGGUGAUGUUCGUGCAAGUGGCCGGCCUGCUGGUCUUCACUUUUCUCGUGUUCGAGAUCCCGUCACGGGGCCCCUUCGUGUGGGUCGUGCUGCUCACGCUGCUGCAGGGCUGCUGCGGCAUGGUCUACGGCCUCGUCAUAUCCUCCAUGUGCGUCGAGGAGAACUCUGCCAUCAUGCUCGCCCUCGGGUCUUUCUACCCGAACCUGCUGCUCAGCGGUGUGGUUUGGCCGACGCAGGCGAUGCCGUAUUACAUGCGCUACCUGAGCUACGGCCUGCCGCAGACCAUCCCGACCGAGUCUCUUCGCUGCAUCCUCUCUCGCGGCUGGGGCAUCGCUCACACCGAAGUCUGGCUCGGCUUCGUCGUCUCCGGUGCCUGGUGCGCCGUCUUCCUCAUCUUCGCCGCGGUCGCCUUCCGACUACGAAGCUAGCCUACACCUGCUCUUACUUGUACAUACGCGCUCUGUUUUAAAGACUAUUGACGGCAUGCAAUAUUAAAAUGGCGCUGCGCGAUCACCCUUACA